AUGCUAUAUCGCAUUGGAUUCCGAAGCUUGAGCAGACAUUACCUUUUCUCCUCCGCCUUUCGAAGAUGUCUCGCUCAGCCACGUGGGUUGAACGCCCUGCGCUGGAGUUCAUCUCAGCCGCUCCCUCGCGGCCGGUCGUCCUCUGCGCCAGUCCCUGAUCUAGAUGAAUGGUCUACACGAGCAAGCCAGCACACGACCUCCGAUACAAUAUAUGCACUAUCUACUGCCUCAGGCCGAGCUGCUAUAGCCGUUAUCCGCAUCUCCGGCCCGGCAUGUUUGCAGAUUUAUCAACAGCUCUGCCCGAAUCGCGGACUCCCUAGACCUCGCACCGCGGCGCUACGAAAGCUCUACGAUCCCGAAACCGCACGAUCCUCAGAUCCCCGAGUCCUUGAUACUGGCUCAUUGGUCCUAUACUUCCCUGCGCCCAACACGGUGACCGGCGAGGAUGUACUGGAGUUCCACGUCCACGGUGGCCCCGCCAUUGUUCGCUCGGUGUUGGCCGCCAUAGCGAGAUGUGGGCACUUGAUGCACGGAAGAGAAGGAACAGUGAGACAUGCCGAACCUGGCGAGUUCACAAAAUGGGCAUUCUACAAUGGAAGAUUGGAUCUCACCCAGGCUGAAGCCCUGGGCGAGAGCCUCGCAGCCGAGACCGAACAACAGCGGCGAUUAGCUGUCAGCGGCGCAGAUGGCGGACUCGCGAAACGAUACGAAGAAUGGCGUACCAUGUUGCUAUAUGCUCGAGGGGAGCUAGAGGCUCUGAUCGACUUCUCGGAGGACCAACAUUUCGAUGAGUCGCCAGUCGAGUUUGUGGCCUCGAUCUCGAAGCAGGUCAAAGCACUGAAGAGACAAAUUGAGCUUCACCUUCAGAAUGCCUCAAAAGGGGAACUGCUGCGCAAUGGCAUCAACGUAGCUUUCCUGGGGGCACCAAACGCGGGCAAGAGUUCCUUGCUCAACCAGAUCGUUGGACGAGAGGCUGCAAUCGUCAGCGCCGAAGAAGGGACCACUCGAGACAUUGUCGACGUGUCGAUCGAUCUCAAUGGUUGGCUAUGCAGACUUGGUGACAUGGCCGGACUCCGCGCCACUGGCACUGUCGGCGAGCAGCAGCAGCAGCAACUUGUCGGCGCCGUGGAACUCGAAGGCAUCCGUCGAGCACGAGAGCGGGCCCUACAAUCGGACGUUGUUCUGGUUCUAUUGCCCGUCGAAAUGGAUAAAGAUGGGAACCCGCAAGUCCCUGUCAACGGAGAAGUACUUGAGGCUGUGCAACAAUGCGAUGCUGCCGGCAAGAUUAUUCUCGUUGUUCUAAAUAAGAUUGACCUGCUCGGCAUGCAUGAUGAUCCAAGACAAGAAGGCAUGAUAGCCUUGCAGACACGGAUCCAUCAGAUAUUCCCAACUGUCCCUGAACGACGGAUUUGCUUGGUAUCCUGCAAAGAUGCAACAACCAACGUGGUCGGCUCCGAUCCAGGUGGGAUCCAAGCAUUCCUCAAACAACUAACCAGCUCAUUCAUGGAGUUGACGACACCGUCAGCCAGCGAAGACAUUGCGGAAGCGCGACUGACUGCGGCAGAAGCGCAGUCCUACUGGACCACGUCCCUUUCAGUCACGCAUCGGCAGACCACGUACCUCUCGCAGUGCUUACAUCAUCUCGAGGACUUCCUUGCCCAGAGCCAGUCACGGCCGCAAUCUCACCUGCAGAUGGAUACCCCGGAAUUCUCCGAUUCGCCUGAUUCUGCCACUGAUUACCGCACUGAUCGCCACAAUGACCUUGUUGCUCCAAAUAUAGCACAGGUCGUUGGAGAUGGGGAUACAGAUGGUGCAGUCGAUAUCGUGACUGCAGCGGAACAUCUCCGUUUCGCCGCCGACUGCCUCGCCAAAAUCACGGGCAAGGGAGGAUCCGGUGAUGUGGAGGACAUCCUUGGAGUCGUCUUCGAAAAGUGA
Molecule: messenger RNA, 1935 nt
Organism: Fonsecaea pedrosoi CBS 271.37
Lineage: Eukaryota; Fungi; Ascomycota; Eurotiomycetes; Chaetothyriales; Herpotrichiellaceae
Product: tRNA modification GTPase TrmE
Exons: 1
Coding region: 1-1935 (644 amino acids)
Biological process (GO): tRNA wobble uridine modification; tRNA methylation
Cellular component (GO): cytoplasm; mitochondrion
Molecular function (GO): GTPase activity; GTP binding; protein binding
Source: RefSeq, a predicted model, not a curated record